ACACUAAACAUUUUUCCUCAAAGAUUUUUUUUUUUUUUCCUCAAAGAAUUUUUUUUUUUUUUUUUGAAAUGAUUCCUCAAAGAAUUUAGUUACAAAAAAGAAUAGUAAGAAAACCUGGACUCCUGCACUGCACUUGUCUCUACUUCCCACUGUUGCCGCCUAAAUCUUUCUUUUCUAGCUCUCUCUGUGGGAUUCAAUUUCAAUGGAGGUUCACAAGGAAUCUUCAACUUCUGGAGCUGUGAAAUCAGAAGAAAACUGCACAAUUGUUCUUGAGCUUUCGGAAAGUGAUUCUCUUUUCGAUAGAAAGAAGAUCUUGUUACAAAAGAAGGGAUUUAAUACAAAGGAGGUAAUACAUUUGAACAGCUCAAAUGAUCCUGAUGAAAUUAAAACUUCAUUGAAAAUCAUGCUACAGAUAGCAAGGAUCAUAAACUUUGAUGAGGUAGAGCUAUAUUUUUGGGAAGAUGAGACAAUCUCAACAGUUGACUUGUACAGUCCUAGAAAUGAGCUACUGGCUUUGAAUUCAAUCCUUCGGAUUGUUGAGAACUCACUCGAUAGUUGUACACAAAUGCAAAAGAAUAUCUUGGAAGAGUUACACAUUGCGGUUGUUGAUAUGAUUAGUAACUGUUCGAAUGAGAAUAGUAUCAAGUCUGUCAUUGUAGAAGACCACAGCUGUGACAAAGAAAACUGUUUGGUGCAAUGGGGUGAAGACAAUGGCAUGAAGUCAAGGUUACAGAUUGCCUAUGUGGAAGGAGCGGGAAGAGGAGCCAUAGCAAGAGAAGAUCUUAAGGUUGGCGAUACUGCUUUGGAGAUCCCUACCUCUUUAAUCAUUUCCGAAGAUCUAAUGAAAAAAUCUGACAUGUAUCAUAUAUUAGAAAAGAGGAAUGAAAUGUCCUCCGAGACGAUGCUGUUGCUGUGGAGCAUGAAAGAGAAGUACAAUACUAAUUCAAGAUUUAAGAACUACUUUGAGACACUGCCAGAAGAAUUUCGUACAGGAUUGAGUUUUGGAGUUGAAGCUUUCAUGGUUUUGGGUGACACUGUGCUGAUGGAGGAGAUCAUACAAGCGAAAGAGCACUUGCAGGAGCAGUAUAAUCAGCUGGUUCCACCUCUUUGCAAUGAGCAUCCAGAUAUAUUUCCACCAGAGUUGUAUACAUGGGAGCAGUUCUUAUGGGCUUGUGAACUCUGGUACUCGAACAGCAUGAAGAUAAUGUUUCCUGAUGGAGAACUAAGGACAUGUUUAGUUCCUGUAGCUGGCUUUUUGAAUCAUUCGCUAUCCCCACAUGUAAUAUCAUAUGGCAAAGUGGACUCUAAAACAAAUACCUUGAAAUUCUGUUUGUCAAGGCCAUGCAGUGCAGGAGAGGAAUGCUUCCUUAGCUAUGGCAACUUCUCUUCUUCUCAUCUCAUUACCUUCUAUGGCUUUGUUCCAAAAGGAGAUAACCCGUACGACAUCAUCCCAUUAGAACUCGAAGGCGAUGAGGGUGAUUUCGAUGAGAAUAGUCAUGUAUCAAGUACGAACACUCACAUGGCAAGGGGUACGUGGUUCUCGAAAAACCACGAUAUUUUCCAUUAUGGAUUGCCAUCUCCAUUGCUGGACUACUUCAGAAGAGCUCAAAAUGCAAUGCCACACUCUAAAACCCUUGUGCAAGAAAACUUGGAGAAUGAAAUAGAAAUUCUCGAACAACUCCGACUCAACUUUCAUGACAUGAUGGAGAGACUCGGCGAAGCAGAACUUGAUGACAGAGAAAACACUCGCUGGGAUGUGAAGCUGGCAAUAGAGUACAAAGAUAUUCAAAGGCGAAUCGUCUCUUCAAUCUUAACUUCGUGUAAUUCGGGUAUCGAGUUAGUUAAAGACAACUUGUGCAGAUGCAUGGCCUAAGGGACACUAGUGGCUAGGUAAGUGUCUAUGACUAAAAUGUUGUACUUUCAAGACAAACAAUGAAUCAGUUCAUUUUGGUAUGAAGGGCAUUAGAUUAUUAGGCCAUUUGAUUUUGGGUCAAUGAGAUUUGUCAUUGUCUAGUCUAACAAGAGAAAUUUUAUUUGGAA
Cannabis sativa is the source of this 2040-nucleotide messenger RNA. RefSeq lists its product as uncharacterized. The coding region runs from base 203 to 1873 and encodes 556 amino acids. Gene Ontology annotation, biological process: peptidyl-lysine monomethylation. Gene Ontology annotation, cellular component: nucleus. The record is from RefSeq and is a predicted model, not a curated record. NCBI's taxonomy places the organism in Eukaryota, Viridiplantae, Streptophyta, Magnoliopsida, Rosales, Cannabaceae. Gene Ontology annotation, molecular function: protein-lysine N-methyltransferase activity; protein binding. The transcript is spliced from 12 exons.